This is a messenger RNA of Gadus macrocephalus (Pacific cod), 6397 nucleotides long. It is a transcript of the gene tbc1d32, whose product is annotated as TBC1 domain family, member 32. Gene Ontology annotation, biological process: non-motile cilium assembly. The record is from RefSeq and is a predicted model, not a curated record. Lineage: Eukaryota; Metazoa; Chordata; Actinopteri; Gadiformes; Gadidae. The transcript is spliced from 34 exons. The coding region runs from base 243 to 4283 and encodes 1346 amino acids.
GACGAUAUCGUAGUGACGUGGAUGUGACGUCGUCUCCACGUGCCGGCAGGUCAGCAGAAAGGGGUUAUCCCUGGCUGGAGCGCUCUGCAGCCAGGGUUGACAGAUAGGGCGGGAAAACUGGCACAAUCUGGCAACACUGCACCCUAGCAGAAAGGGGUUUUCGAUAAGGCAUCCAUCAUGACGUCACCCUUGCUAAACCUUCUGAUCCAUCACGUCCUCCUCUAAAGGCCCAGGACCCGACCAUGUCCCAGUUCUCCAGCGAGGACGAGGCAGAGCUGCAGUAUCUGCUCCGUCAGCUCCUGAAGAGCACAAAGGACAGGAUAUCUGGCGCUCCGUCCAUUGAAUGUGCUGAAGAGAUCCUACUUCACCUGGAGGAGACCGACAAAAAGUUUCACAACUAUGAGCUGGUCAGGUACCUGCGGCAGCAUGUGGACCGGUCCCUGGGGGCGCUGGUGGAGGCAGAGACGGAGCUCGGGGCCGGAGGAGACGCUGGAGCCUCCGCUCAUGACAUCCACGCUGUCACCAGACGGACCAGGGACUCCGCAGAAUACAAGCAGAUGAUGCAGACUCUGAAGAACACCAUGAGUCUGGUGGUGGAGUCGCUCAUCAAUAAGUUUGAAGAGGACCAACUGAGGAAAGAGGAAACGUACAGGGACAACCUCCCUGGAGCAUCUGAGGGCCGUUUCAAUGACAACUGUUCAGACAGCGACUCCUCCUUCAACCAUAGUUAUGCAUUCAUUAAACAAGAGCAGCUUCAAGCCUUGGCUGAACAACUGGACUCCAGCCAACCAAAAGAGGUGCGUUGGGAAGCCCUCCAGAAGCUGUGCUGUGCCCCUCCCUCUGACGUGCUGAGCUGUGAGACCUGGAACAGCCUGCGCACCAGCCUGUCUGCUGUGCUGGACGACCGCGACCCUGACCUCAGUGAUAAAGUACUCAAGUUCUUUGCAAAGACCUCCUCUUCAUCACCAUUCAAUUUGACCCGAGAGAUCUACAGCAGCUUAGCCAAGAGUCUGGAGGGAUACUUCCUGUCUCACAAGCUCAGCCUUCCCAUUGGCUCAGAUGGGAUUGAUGUCACCAGGCCUGACAUCAGCCGCCUUCUUAAACAGAUGAGGCUGAUAAAUGACUUCCAGAAGGAGAUGCCGUCCUUCUGGAUUCGCCACCCGGAGAAGUACAUGGAAGAAGUCAUAGAGAGCACCUUCUCCCUGCUGUCGGUGCACCCUGACCUGGGCUUGGCCUCGCCAGGGACCGAGAAAGCACUUGAACCUGUUUACUUGCUAGCCCUGCUGGACAUCAAAGCAACCUGGUUCAAUAAGUGGAUGCAUAGUUACUACAGCAGAGCUGUCAUCUUCAGACUCCUGGAGAGAAAAUACAAGAGUCUGAUUGUUGCAGCCGUCCAGCAGUGUCUGCAACACCUCUCAGACUGUGAGCACAGAUCCCCGCAGACCAGCGGCUCCUCUGCGGAGCCACAGACCAGUAAGAGCCCCCCCAGCGGCCCAGUGCUCACUUUAUCCAGCUCUUCUCAGUGGAGCAUCUACACCAGGAGUGAGCUGGAAUAUGCCUUCUUUGUCCAUUCACUCUGUGUUCUGGGAAAAGUCCUGAUUUACACCAAUGGCAGAAAGCUCUUCCCUAUCAAAAUAAGGAAACACAAAGAUCUCUUCAGUCUGACGGACCUGGUGGUCACACUGAUCAACAUCAUGUACCAGCACCCCCAGCCCCCCCGCACGGACCCCUCGCACACAGUGUCCCUGGCCCCCAGGAGCCUGGUGACGGAGUUGCUGUGGAUGCUGUGUGAGCAGACAGAGAGCGCCGCCGAGUGCAUCUACCAGAGCCCUGUGAUAGAGACGCUGCUGGCACCCCUCAUACGCCUACUCAACGGGGAGCAGGCCAAAUUAAAGUCUCCUGCUGGGACCUUAACUCACAUAGCAGAUGUGUUGGCACGCAUCGCCAGCACCGACAGAGGCCUCGCCCUCUUCCUGAAUGACAAGAGUCUGGACCUAAGCAGCAGUAAAGGCCUCUCUGCUAGCCAUGUAAUUGUACAGUUCACUCAGCGGUUAUUGGACAAGGACCUGCCUUCUCUGGGCCGAUGGGAGAUGUCGCCUGCUGUUUGCGGGGCCUUCCUCUUCGCCUGCAGGCAGAUGUACAACACCUGCGAGGGCCUGCAAGUUCUCCGGCCUUAUGGCCUGCACAGCUGCAUAGCUGCUGCUUUGAAGGAGGUACCAAGGGUGCUUUUAUUCACACAAUGCAGCAACACCAGCACAAUACCAGUAUCAAAGAACAGGACACCCUCAGCUAACGCCGUGUCCACCUCCGCCUCCACCCCAGCCUCCACCCCAGCCUCCACCCCAGCCUCCACCCCCGUCCCUGGGCACAGUUCCUCUACCUGCUCCCUGGAGACCAUAGCGGGUCCGAGCCUUAUCUGGGAGGAGACCCUGCAGGACAGUCUACUGCACUUCGCUGCCACGCCCAAAGGCCUGCUGCUGCUCCAAAGCACCGGGGCGCUGGACCACUGCGUGGCCUACAUGUACUCACGCUUCAUCAAGAAGCUCCAGGUGAGCCGCUGUGAGAAGUUUGGCUACGGGGUGAUGGUGACCCAGGUAGCAGCUACAGCUCCUGGUGUGAUGGCCCUUCUGAACUCAGGCUAUGUCCAGGAGCUGGUGGUCAAGCUGUGGUCAGUGCUGGAGUGUGGGAGGGAGGACCUUCGUGUGGUCCAUCCCAAGUCCACUCCCAUGGAUCCCAUCGACAGGAGCUGCCUCAAGUCGUUCCUGGCGCUGGUCAACCUGCUGUCCUCCGGGGCCUCGGUUUGGGCUCUGCUGCGGGGCCAGCCUCUACCCCAGAGGGAGGCCUACCCCCUGAGGGAGGUGCCAAGCACCAUCGCCGAUUUGAUGGACAGGCUGAUUGCAGUGGAUUCAGAUGCAAAGAUCAACUCCCUGUUUAACUACGAGCAGUCACACACGUUUGGCUUGAGACUGCUGUGCGUGCUGUGCUGUGACCUGGACUCGUUCCUGCUGUUGGAGAGCCAGUAUGCCCUCUGCAGCAUGCUCCUGCUCCGCCAGAAGGAGAACGUCACCGAACCGGCCGGAGCUCAGGGGCAGCUGAUCCUGGACCGCCUCUCCGUUGAGAGGAACCACCUGCUGGUGCGGGUGUGUGCGGUGGGAGGUCCGUCUGAACGCAGGCUGCCCCCCCGGGCACUGCAGGAGGGCCCAGACCCCUACCCAUGGCCAAUGUUCCUGAGCUACCCUUCAGCUCCCCCACAGUGCUACACCUUGGAUGCUGCAAUGCUUCCUCAAAGUAAACAAGAUUCUGAGAUCAGUGCAUUCUUGGCGUCUGGUAUCCCUGCGAAAGAUGAGGGCUGGAUGGCUGCCUGCCGCAAACAGUACUGCAAAGCCAUGAGCACCACGCCCUCCAGCCUCACCGGGUCGGUGCUGUCUCAGCUCCUGGAGAAGGUGGUGUCAGUCAACGCAGCAACCCAACCCUUCUUCCCUCCUGCUCACUACAAAGCUAAGGACAGCAGUGUGAAGAGGGUGGAACUGUCAGCUGUUCAGCUGUUGGGCAUCAACAUCUGUGUCAGGUACGGACGCUCCCUGGGCCUGCUGAAGGACGAGGGUACAGAGGAGCUGGCGCUGCUGCUGAAACACAGCCACCUCUUCCUGGCUGCACAGCGAGCCACAACACACCCCACUGCCGUCCCAGAUCUCCACCCGGGCCAGGACUGGCUGGCCGCCACCCUGUUCCUCAUGAUGGCGGGCGACGGCGAGCGGGCGCGACGCUGGCUGGUGGACUUCUCUUCUCUGCUCUGCUCCGCCUUCCUCUGGCCCGCCCGCAUGCACAGCUCUGUCCAUCUACCGGCCCCUGUGGCGGCCUCGGGGAUCCCUCCGGUCUACUGGUGCACUGCUCACUACGUAGAGAUGCUGCUCAAGGCUGAGGUCCCCCUGGUCCACUCUGCCUUCAGGAUGUCUGGCUUCACCCCGUCCCAGAUGUGCCUGCAGUGGCUGAACCAGUGCUUCUGGAACUACCUGGACUGGCCUGAGGUCUGCCACUACGUGUCCACCUGUGUGCUCAUGGGCCCCGACUACCAGGUGUACGUGUGUGUGGCCGUGUUGAAGCACAUGCAGCCAGACAUCCUGCUGCACACACAGGCCCAGGACCUGCAGGUCUACCUCAAGGAGGAGCCCAUCCUGGGCUUCAGAUUCCAGGACCAUCUGGAGUUCAUGGGGCAGCUGGAGGGAAAAUACGGCACAACGGUGCUCACAGACAUGCAGCGCAUCACCACGCCCGCUGCGUAGACCCCCACAGACCACGCCCGCUGCAUCAACCCCCACAGACCACGCCCGCUACAUAGACCCCCACAGACCACGCCCACUGCAUCAACCCCCACAGACCACGCCCGCUGCAUCAACCCCCACAGACCACGCCCGCUGCAUCGACCCCCACAGACCACGCCCCCUGCAUAGACCCCCACAGACCACGCCCGCUGCAUAGACCCCCACAGACCACUCUGCUAGGAGACAGCUCUGGGAGGGCCGAUGAAGCCCUGUAAGAAAAGCCUUUCUGCACUACAGUCCACAAGAGUCUCUGCUUCACAGGGUCAGCGUUCCUCCUGAGGGGAACUGGCUGGACAUCGCUCCAAUAGUCAUAGUUUUGAUGUAAAACAUUGCACGUUAACAUUGAGUAUCUUUAGUAGAAAUAUGUAUUAAGUGAUGAUGUAACGUUUUCGUAACAAAAUCAUUGAGUUUUGGUUCUUCUAUGAGGUUCAAAGUAUUGUAAGGUUUUUCCAUAUACCUUAAUACUGAAUUAUUUGUAAAGUUUAAUAUAAGAUGACACGUUGUUUCCUCCUAUUUCCUUGGACCACCCUGAGAUGAGCAUUUCAAUAACAAAACUUAAUUGAUCACGUAGACGCAUCUUGACGUCAUGUACGAGAUUUUGAAUAUGAAAGUGCAAUCUUAUUUGUAAUGAAGUUGUCUUUUAGAACGCGUCAUCUAUUUGAAACAAAUUGUGCACCAGACGCCACAGCUCAGGUGGACAAUAAAGAGGAUGGCUGACGUAUGCGGUUUUCAUGCUGUUGUUUGUCUUCCGAAGCCUUUGUGCCUCCUUCCAAAUAUGGUGGUAACAUCAUUUAUGCCUGAGCACAAAACAAAACACAUUUGUGUAUUGCACAGGACACACAGGCAGUUUGUAUGAAAGUUAUCCUUAGCUUAUUAUUGUAAUCUAUUAUCAGAAUCAGAAUCAGAAUCAGAAUUCUUUUAAUGGCCAAGUAUAUUCACACAUACAGGAAAUUUACUUGGUGUGGUUGGUACAUAAGACAUGAGACAUAACAUAACAACAAAAAAACAUAAACAAGAACAAAGGCAAAAUAAUCCGGUUUGAUUCGCAAUAAACUAAAUUAAACACUAUUAAAGACUAAAAACAAACACAGAAGUGUGCACCAACACACCGAAGCAGCCAUACGAGGCGCCAUCACCAUAACAACCUGUUAUGUUAUCUGCCUGUUAUCUCAGGCAGUACUCCACUUCUCACAUGGUCAACCGAACAUGAAUAAUCAAUGAUCAUUGAUUCACUGCAUCCAUCCGUCUGCAUCGGACUACCAACUGCUCCGUGACAGAGCUCACUAAAUCUGAAUUGUUGUAAUGUUUGCCCCGAUAAGGUCAGCCCCAUUUGAUUGCCAUUUACAAAUGGCUUUCCUGUUGGCAGUCGGCUGACAUUUGGGGGGCUGUGUGUUGACAGAGCCGUCCCACCCUCCUCUCUCUCUUCUUUGGGGCCACUUAAAUUCUAACACCAACCUGACACACUUUGAUGGGAACUUCCACAUAUUACUCUUCAACCCAGUCUCACGGAAAUACGUGGCACUGUCACAUCAUUUAAUCUAUUCAUUCGAUCUGGGACACGUUAUUACAAUUUUUUCUUGCCAAAAAGCACAAACUUCUAACAAUAUGACAGCUUUUGGCCACCCGUUUCUACUUUCACCUUUGAUUCUGAGAAAUUGUGAUUCUUUCAGCUGCUUCAUUUCUUCUUUUUAGACUGAGCUAGAAAUUUUUGCUUUUGGCACGAAAAAAUUGAAAUUACGUGUCCCAGAUCACGAAUGAAUAGAUUAAAUGACGUGACGUGACAGUGUCUCGUAUUUCCGUGAGACUAUGUUGUACUCUUCAUCUCACAUCUCAAUUGACAGAAGGUCUCUAGGAUCGAGGAUGAUACUGAACACAGCAGGAACUUUCACUGUGGAACAUGUGAUAUCGUGGAUGAUGGAUAUCAAGCCCUCUAUGGCCAAACUAAUUGGAAAUAUCCUCUUUAAUUCUAUGGAUGUAAUAACGCUGUUUCUGUUUCUCACUUUCAGAAGUUGCCAAUAUUGUGUUACUGUCUGACGUACAUUUUAAACAAUAAAUAGGCUGAGGCUCUGCUGAUC